This is a messenger RNA of Cephus cinctus (wheat stem sawfly), 4782 nucleotides long. RefSeq names its product lisH domain and HEAT repeat-containing protein KIAA1468 homolog. Lineage: Eukaryota; Metazoa; Arthropoda; Insecta; Hymenoptera; Cephidae. Gene Ontology annotation, biological process: intracellular cholesterol transport. The transcript has 16 exons. Gene Ontology annotation, cellular component: recycling endosome; trans-Golgi network. Gene Ontology annotation, molecular function: protein binding. The record is from RefSeq and is a predicted model, not a curated record. The coding region runs from base 388 to 3732 and encodes 1114 amino acids.
CCCUUGAUCUUAUGUUUGUUUGAUUUUCUUUUUUUUUAUUAUAUUUCCUCUUGAUCUACACCUGCUGAGAGAUUCGAGGACCAAGAUGAUAUUUCAUAUUUGAAUGGACACCUGCGGCUUUUUAAGUUGUCGUUCUGGUCGCUAGUCUUGAAGUUAGUUACACCGCGAAAUAAUAGUUGGCGUUAGUGUUGUCGUUAAAAAAACAUGGCGUUGUUGUCAUUGAUCUGACAAGAGGAUAUUUCUAUUUUUAUUGAUAAAUGUUACUCGCUCGAACGUGUCCCUUAUAUUGUGCUUUAAGUCAUUUAAAAAUUAAAAGAGUUUAUUAAAGAGCACUAAUUUGGCUUUAGUGACAUGUCAUUUCAAGAAGAUCGUCAAAUCUAGUUAAAAAUGGCUAGUUUUGUUGGAAAGGUUAGGAAUGAAUUACCUGUCGGUGCUAUCAAAGUGGACAGUGCACUGUCAUAUGAGGAAAUUGCUGAGAAAUUACUCAAUGAAAAGCUGUUGCUGACUGCUUUGGAGCUCCAUGCGGAGUUAUCCGAGGCGGGAAGAGAGCUGCCAAUUUUAAGGGAUUUUUUCUCGAAUCCUAACAAUUUUGAAAGCCAAAAUAUCAAACCUGAACCGUACAAUCCAAUGCCCAGGUCCUCCAGUCAAGUCACCUUAGACUCUCUAGAUAUGACAAGGUAUUCUGAAGAUGGCGGUGGGGUCGAUGAGAGAGUGGCAAUCCUUGAAUUUGAACUGCGCAAAGCCAAAGAAAGCAUCUCUGCACUACGAGCGAAUCUGACUGUAGUCACUGAAUCAGAAAAUACAACACCUGAUAAAUCCUCUGAGAAACAAAAUUUAAAUGACCUGCCAAUAAAACCACAUGAACAGCGAGCUUUGAAUUUCUUGAUAAAUGAAUACCUGCUUGGUCAUGCAUACAAAUUGACUUCAAUUACGUUUAGCGACGAGAAUGAGAAUCAAGAUUUUGAAGAUUGGGAUGACGUAGGUUUAAAUAUUUCAAGACCACCAGAAUUAUUGCAAAUCUACAGAGAAUUCAUAAAAUCCAGUGGACAUGAGAGACGAAUGGCUUCUGCAAGUGUUGCUGUACAGACCGAUCCCGUAUCUUUUGAACUAAAUGAUAAUAAGGAAAAAGAAAUUACGAAACUGAUGGAAGAAGUUGAGCGACUGAAGGAGGAAGCUCAGGUUAUGGAACAAGACAGGUCAGAGCUUCAGGAACUUCUUACAGCAACACGUAUAACAACAGACGUAUUAACCAAAGACGGUUUGGUGACAAUAGAAACGACAAAUUCGAAUUCAACAACACCAGAUAAGUUCGAGCUUCUCGAGUCUCCUCCUCAGGACAUCUCAACCACUACUCAGGAACCCGAGGAAGAGGAUUCUGCCUCGGUAGCUGUCAGUCUUGGGGAAACUGAUCCCGGCGAUAGAGAAUGGACAAGGCUCCAAGUACCUAUACUAGACGUCACUGACAGUAUAGCUGUUCUACCGAAUUCUCCGUCUAGAUACUUGCCAUCAAGCUUCAAAAAGGAAGUGUUAGCACUCUGUAUGAUGACUUCGACAAGCUCUGCCAGAAGCAUCAUUGAAGAACCUUUAAAAGAAGGCAUUAGUAAGGACACCGUUACAGAUAUUUUGGCUUAUUCAUUGCCAAGAAUAGUACCAAAUGUUAUCCUUAAUAAACGGGAAGAGGUUAUUCCGCUGAUUCUAACAGCGAUAAGGUUGCACAUGAAUGCAGCUGAAAGAGAGAAAUUAUUACAGCUAUUAUUUAAUUUAAAGAAGAGACCACAGGAAGAAGAGAGGCGAAUCAUAUUAGCUGGACUCGUGGCGAUAGCGAAGCUACGAGACGCGCAGACAGAAGGCGAAGAAAUCAUCAAUCAAUGCUGGGAGCAAUCUCAGCACAAACAUCCGGAAAGAAGAUUACUUGCUGCUGAGUGUUGCUCCAGUAUAGCUCCAUACGCCUCGAGCAAUGUCAGGAACUCAUUAAUCCUCUCAAUGCUCCAGCAGAUGCUCCUGGAGGAUAAAGAUCCUGCUGUACGAGCUGCUGUUGUCAGAAGUCUAGGUCUGCUGGUUGCCUUUAUGGAUGAUCCUGAUAAAUAUUUUCAGUGCGAGGAAUUAAUUCUUACUGCUCUCGAAGAUGUCUCAUCCUUGGUUGUCGAUACGGCCACUUCUGUUUUGUUACCCAUACUCGCUCAAUGGGCGUUGUCUCUCAAGAGACUACAAUCUCAUUUACUACCAAGGAUUAUUGUCAAAUUAAAAAACCAAUUAAGAUCAUCAACACAUCAACAACAUUCACCGGCAAAGGAUAAUCGUUCGGAUGCUGACAGAAUACAAACGUCCAUUGCUGUUUUACAGUGUCUUGUGCCACACACUGUAGUUUGUGUAGCUGAUGCUGCUAUUGUACAUGAAUCUAUUCAGGAAGAGGAAUCUCAAGAUCUACCUGCCUCAUUCCUCACUCUUUGUCGGAUGAAUUUAAUCAAUCCCAUAGUCUUUUAUGACGGGGAAGUAGAUGUCGUAGCGUUGUUGAACACCUUUUUCGCGAAUGCAUGGGAAAAUGAUUCCUGGCCGGAGCUGGAAUGGCUCACUGAGAAACUUAUCCCGGAUCUUGUGGAGAUUGUUAAAUCUCUUGAAGUCAAUCAGGAUGUGAUAUUCAAUGCUUUCCUCACGUAUCUUCAGUCUCUUUGUCUUGGAUUUGGUCGAUACAUUACACAGACGCGGAUCCAGCCUGUAUUCGCUUCUGAAGUUAGCCAAUUGGAAAAGCAAUUGACAGCUUUGACGCCGGAUAAGGGACAGAUGAGUUUAACAUUGUUUCCAGCAUAUCUUAUGGCAGUCUCUACCCUGGAAGUCAAGCAUGUUGUUGAAUCGCUGAAGAGAUUCAUAGUUGCAUUGUCGAUGAACGGCGUUAGCAUCGUAAACCUCCAGGUCGCCGUUGUAAGGCUUUGCAAGCAGCCUAAUAUGCUAGAACAUAUUCUUGGUGCUUUAUGGGACGGAGUCGUUCAUCAAAGACCUAGUGUUAGAUGCGCUACAGCUGUCUUAUUCAGCGCAGUGGUGGCCCAUGUUCCUGAGCGUUUAGCAAAUGCUAGGAUAACACCAGCCAUUGUUACCCUGGCUAGUGAUUCUGAAGUUACCGUCAGAGCAGCAAGUAUACCAGCACUAGGACGGUUAGCUACAGAGUGUACAGCGAGAGAAGCUAGGGACAAAGCUAGAUUAACACUGGAAACCAUUGCCAGGGAACCUCAGGGUGUACCUCCUUCCCUUGCAGUUCCACUCGUGUCCACCCUGGCUACCAUUGCUCCUAACUGUCCCCAGAAUUACGUCGAAGAUGUCAUUGCCACACAGCUUGCAGGCAUCACUGCUUCGGCACUUCAGCAGCCACGUAAAACAGACCUGGUUAACGCACUUGUGGAAGCCUAUUGUGUCCUUGUCUACUGUCCUCUAGGUUCACAGUGUAUAAAUGGAGUUCUUCUUCCUGGUCUGAAAUAUCUAGAGACUCUAGUCAAUCAGGUACUACCUCAACAGAAAGAAGCAGUGCGGUCUCUGUUAAGAGAAGCUGAAUCUCACCAGGAAUUGCCAAAAUUAAUGGAGAGAACUUCGUCAACCAGCUCAGGACUCUCCUUGUCUAUGGCUACAGCUAAUGUUGGCCAGGGUGUCGAAGACAUGCGUCAGAGAAUGAGCAAGAUGUUCCAACAGAAAACAAACUCUUCAAGCAUGCCAAGUAUGCCCAGUAUCUUCCGCAAAAAGUAAAUAGUGUGAUCGUCAAUUGCUUUACUAAGAGAUCAUUAAAAGUAGAAACAAGUGGACUUGUUUGUAAUGAAUCCUCUAGAGAGGGUAUGUAUUAUUUUGAUUUGUAUUUUUCAUUUUGGUGCUACAAUUUAUUCUUCGUACACGUACUUAAUUGAAAUCUCUUAGAACUAAGUGUAUCUAAUUCUGUACCGACGUGUACAUACGUAUUAGCAUAGUAAGCACCUUUUCCAAUAAUUAUAAAUUAACAUUUUUAAUGAUUUCACUAAAUUAAUAUUAACCACUGUUAUCAGAGACCCAGUCUAGAUUCUAUAUAUUGUAUUGUAAUUAUUCACAAUAGCAGUCAGACUGCUUAUAAAGAUUUAUAAAUUAUCCACCCUGCAUCGACUCUCAGAAUCUAACUGGUGAAAGAGGGUAAUGUCUCAUUUUGUCACUUAUAAGUAUCUUAGGGGUCAGAUUACCCCAAAGGGCACGUAUAUCAUUAUCUUGAAAGGCAUUAGAGAACCUUGUUUGUAACAGGUUCUACAUUUCUGUAAGAGAUGGCGCGACAUUUAUCAAAGAUGGCUCUGCCACUUAGUGUUUAAAUGACCGCCAAAAAGGGCGCAAAUUUGAAUUACCCGACGAUAUUAGUAUAGACUAGCAUAAUAUUUAAAGAUCUUAAAAGACAUGGGCCUAAGAUAAGAAAUGACAAUGAGGUAUACGGAAUACAGUGUUAUUUGUAUAUAUAUGAUUGAACUUGACAGUAAACUUACUGGUCAUCGUAGAUAACUUUUUACUUCAAAUUGUAUUUCGAUACUGAAAUUUUGUUUCUAAUAAUUUACCUAUGAGAUGUUAUAGUAUCAGAGAAAAAUAAUAUAUAUAAUAAAUAGUCAAGGAGCAGCUCUUUCAAUCGAGCCAAAAUAUACUUUGAAAAUACAGAUCUAUGCGAAUAGUAUAUAUAUACAUAUAUUUCUUUACUCGUCGCAUACAUAUAUACACAGUCGCAUACCCGCACGUAAUCUAAUUUUACUACAGAUGUAUUGUUACUUGGCAAUGAAUAAAUUUUAUAACAUA